Chenopodium quinoa (quinoa) is the source of this 2187-nucleotide messenger RNA. RefSeq lists its product as uncharacterized. The record is from RefSeq and is a predicted model, not a curated record. NCBI's taxonomy places the organism in Eukaryota, Viridiplantae, Streptophyta, Magnoliopsida, Caryophyllales, Amaranthaceae. The transcript has 9 exons. Bases 363 to 2021 code for a protein of 552 amino acids. Gene Ontology annotation, biological process: proteolysis. Gene Ontology annotation, molecular function: cysteine-type peptidase activity.
UGUGCAAUUUAUUUAUUUUUUUUCUUUGUUUUGCCGUUGACUAACAUGUAUGUUUGCCAUUCUUACAGAGUGUGUUUAAUAUUCCUGAUGAUCCAGAAAAGAGAAGAUCGUUUGAAGGUUUCGUACAAGAGAGGUUCAAAAACUUCAGAAGUUCGUUGAGAACAAGAUGGAUCCAUAAGAAGCAAAGGCAUAAACCAAAGAAAACUGUGAAGGGUAAUGCAGGAGAGGAGGAACCUGAGAAGAAACCGUGGGAUGUAUAUCCGCAAAUAACGGUGAAGGACUGGGAGAAGUUUGUGGCAAAAUCAACUACUACUACUGCACUUGAAAAAAGUCAACAAGCUACGAGCAAUGCUGAGAAGAAAAUGUAUAACCAUCAUAUGGGUUGUAAGACAUUUGCGGAAAGUAGACCAAAGUGGAUCAAAGAGGGUCUAUACCCCGCAUCCAAAAUACCGUCAUCUGAUAAACCGCUUCCUUCCACGGUCACCAGUUUAGUAAGUCGUGCAAAUGAUUGGUGGUGUGCUAUGCAUGGGAUCGACAAGAACACUGGGAAGUACGUCAUGCACCCGGAUACAAGGCCAGUAGCAGAUGCACUACUCGAGCAUACGUCGGAAGUGGUUGAAGGCAAGCUCACUCCAAGUGUAGAGAACGAUCCUUUUACCUUGGCUUUGGGAAAACCAUUCCACCCUGGGCGAGUCAUUGGUGCAGGAGGGAAACAACUAGGGUGGGAAAAGGUUAUGGGUUUAGAAUACACUAGAUCAGGAAGAACUAGAUCUAGUGUUAAUUCGCCCCACCAUAUAAAUGCCAAGGAAAUGGAGUCAAUUAAGGUGGAGAUACGCAAAGAGGUGCAAGAACAAUUGCAAAGUCAAUUUAAUGCCAUUUUGAAGCACAUGAACUUGCCAACCAUUUCUUUGCCCUCGAUAACCCCAGUGGACUCAUGUAGUCACCCAAAAGAUGCCGGGGACAAUCCACAUGAGAUCGAGAUUCCUACUCAGCAUGCAGAAUCAAGGGGGAUUGUAAGCCAGACACCUGAUCCUUUUCCAGAUGUUCAGGAAGAGACGCCUUGUGAGCUUCUUCACCCCGAUAAAAACGUGGAUGGAGAGUUGGUGGGGUAUGGUAGCGCACAACCGUUUGACAAUUGCCAUUUUAAGUCUAAUACUAGUACCCACUAUAUCUUGGUCGGGAUCAAUUCCAUAGUACUAGGGUUUGAGGACUUGCCACUACCGGUGCCUAGAGAGGAAUAUGACUUCAUCACGCUGCUUGAUGCGAAAGGUAGCUUUGUGCAAUGGCCACGUGAUCGGGUGAGGUUGAUAGGAGGGUCAUCUAAUAGGAACAAGGUGGAGAAGCCAAAAUCUAAGAACGUCCAACCUACAAAGAACAUGGAACAAGGACAAGGGUUGAAGAAGAGUUCGAGAAGUUCUGCCACGAGUUGUACUCCACUAGUAGAAGCCGACAUCCUGAAUUCGCUAUCUAGAGCUUGUACUUUUCUUCACAACCGAGUGAGUGAGUUGCCUAGGGGUAGAUCUAUUGAAGUGAUUUUACCUAAGGCAUUGUUCCACUAUGAUGAGGAUGGGAUCGCACCAAUUGCAAAAGAGGAUGUGAAGGAAUUUCUAUCCGGUGCCAUGCUUAACAUUUCCAUCAUUCAAGCUUUCAUGAGGGCACUACAAGAGCACCUUAGAACCAGUGGCGAUUCUAUGGCUGCAGUUGGCUGGCUUUGCCCCGAGCAGACCUUGCUUACCAGAUGCUUAUGCAGCCCUCGUGAUGUUGAAGAUUACCUAGAACGGAGUAUCAAGGAAUCAACGCUUGCGGGAGAUAAGUUCAUAUUAGUCCCAUGUUUUGAGGAUUCUCAUUGGACCCUUUUGGUGAUUUGUGUUUCCAAAUACACAAUCUACCACUUUGAUUCACUUCGUCAGAAUCCACCACGUAGGUUGUUAGUGAAUAAUAUAUUGAAUAGUGUUAUGAAUAAGCUACAUCGUCGUUCUGUUGCGGGUCCUACGUGGGAAUAUGCAAAGGUAAUCCCUUGAGUUAGUGAUUUGCUUAAUAUACUUGGCUUCGGUUAUCGCUAUGCAUGAUUUGAUAUCCUUUGUGGCAUGUCAGUGUGCGCAACAAGACAACAGACUUAACUGUGCCUUAUACGUUAUGAAGUUUAUGCUUGACAUAGUCAAUAGUUGCAAGGAAGCACAACAACUA